This is a messenger RNA of Anoplophora glabripennis (Asian longhorned beetle), 3184 nucleotides long. RefSeq names its product leishmanolysin-like peptidase (gene Invadolysin). The transcript has 13 exons. Gene Ontology annotation, biological process: proteolysis; cell adhesion. The record is from RefSeq and is a predicted model, not a curated record. Gene Ontology annotation, cellular component: membrane; cytoplasm. NCBI's taxonomy places the organism in Eukaryota, Metazoa, Arthropoda, Insecta, Coleoptera, Cerambycidae. Gene Ontology annotation, molecular function: metalloendopeptidase activity. The coding region runs from base 123 to 2108 and encodes 661 amino acids.
UUCGGCUCGCCACUGUCUGGGGUAGGUAGUGUUUAGUCCGAUGUGAAGUUUAUGUAUACGUUCCUAACCUUAAAAGAGGACGCGAAUGUUUCUUUUCGUCGAUAAUCCCUUUUUCAGCAAGUAUGGUGAAUAAACUGAAAUGGAAGUAUAGCAGUUUUGUUUGUUUUGUUACAGUUUUGUACUUUUUUGUUAUAAAUCGUGCUUAUGGACACAAGAUAUGCAGUCAUGUGCACCCUAAACAUCAUGAGGUUUUACACACGAGAAUUGAACCCGAACAUGUUAUGAAAAAAAGAAACAUCGACCAGUCUUUGCGAAUUUUGCUGUACUACGACCAAAGUGUGUAUAGAUUGGAUGACGAACGAUUCGAGUUGAUAAAUAACACGAUCUUACCUGAAGCAGUGACGUUUUGGGAGAGAGCUCUCUUCGUCAGAAGAUCUGAGAGUGUCAUUCGUCUAACGAGGAAAUGCAGCGAUACCCAGGUCUUCGUGAAAGACGGUUGGACUCACUGCAUCAACACUUGCAACGAAAGAACAAUGUGCGGGGAAGUAGAGGUACCGGAGGACCAUUUGGACGCUUGUCGAACUUGCAACGCGACAGGCCAGAAUUGCGGCAUAGCGCAAGGUUCAGAACCUGGAGAGGGCAUUCCGGAUUUCGACUUCAUAUUCUACGUCUCCGCCAUGCAGACCGAAAGGUGUAACAAGUCGCUGACCGUCGCGUAUGCUGCCCACUGUCAACAAGAAUCAGCGCUGGACAGGCCUAUAGCUGGCCACGCCAACUUAUGUCCAAACAGCAUCAGCACUAAACGCCAGGAACUAGAAAUAUUGCUGUCAACUGUCAAACAUGAGAUUCUUCACGCCCUAGGAUUUUCCGUGAGCCUGUACGCCUUCUACAGGAAUCAAACAGGGGAACCUUUGACACCUAGAAGUCCAGAAACCGGAAAGCCACCACUCAAUGAAUCAUUGCAGACGUACCAGUGGAGUGAAAAGGUGAUCAAAUUGUUCACGAGACCGAGUUGGUUGGUGCGGUCCGGUUAUAUGAAGCGAGAUGUGCACAUGAUGGUUACCCCAAACGUCGUGAAGGAGGCUAGGAAUUAUUUCGGCUGUCAAGAAUUAGAGGGCGCCGAAUUGGAGGAUCAAGGGGAAGAGGGUACGGCUUUGACUCACUGGGAAAAGCGGGUUUUUGAGAAUGAGGCCAUGACUGGGACGCACACCCAGAACCCUAUAAUUUCACGAAUUACUCUGGCGUUAAUGGAAGAUACAGGGUGGUACAUUGCUAACUACUCGAUGGCGGGUGAAAUGUCCUGGGGGCGGGGUUUGGGGUGUGACUUCGUCAUGAAGAGUUGCAAGGAUUGGAUCACCCAAAAGUCGGCAAGAGGUAGUUCCAUCCACCCGUUCUGCAAUAAAGUUAAGCGAGAUCCUCUACAAACGGAAUGCACUGACGAUCGCACAUCUGUGGCCCUCUGCAAUCUCGUCGAACAUAAACAACUGCUACCUAAACUUUAUCAGAACUUCGAUUACAUCCAGUACGUAGGGACCGGAAAUGAAGGAUAUUACGGGGGAUCAGUGUCGCUAGCCGAUUAUUGUCCUUACAUUCAAGAGUUCACUUGGCGGUCGAGGAACGUCAUCGUGAGGGGGUCCCAUUGCCAAUACGCCGAAAAUAAUCCUAAGCCCGACAAAAAUUUUGCUUUGGAGAAAUACGGGGACAACUCGCUUUGCUUUGAACACACGAAUCAAAUGUGGGAGGAACGGUCUUGCCGGCAAAUGAGACAGUGGCAGCACUGGGGGUCGGGUUGCUACAACUACCGGUGCCAAAAUGGCCGUUUACAUAUAUUGGUAGGGAAUUAUUCGUAUGAAUGUUUCCAUGCAAACCAGGAAAUUUCGAUAAGAAUUAUUAGUAACGGAUGGCUGCACAGAGGUGCUAUUGUAUGUCCUCCAUGUAGAGAAAUAUGUGCCAAAGAGUUCGCUGCAAGGCAGGAGUCUUGCAAAAUCGGUGACGAACAUCCCCCUUCCACCGCUUACCCGAGGGAUGAACUGCAGUGUGGAUCUUCAAUUACCCAAGCAAGUAGCGCCGCACUUGUAGCUUAUUUAAUUUUGUCGAUCGUCAUCUGAAAUUUGUUUUAAAUAGACUAUUAUUUAUGUUUGUUUACCCUAAUAGCUCAGCCUGUGUCAUACUGAGAUUUAGAUAGUUUAUAGUAAUAGGACAUCACACUGUGUCAUGACUGAUUUUUUUAAAUAAACGACCUAAAUCUCAGCCUCCUCUUACGAGUCACUAUAAAUAGGAAGAGUAGGGAGGAUAAGUGUAACUAAAUUUACACUAUAAUGGAUUGGAAAUUUGUCUUUCUAUAAUAAUGCUAUAUCCCACUUUAAACAACAAGAGAGGAACAGUGCGAGUAAUCGUAUUUUUAUAUUUCGCCUUAAAAAAAUUGCGCUAUUUUUUAUUUUUUUAUUGAAAAAAAAAGAGGACUAUAUGUUUUUAUAUCUUUUCAAAUUAUUGCUAAAAUGUGCGUGAUAGUAAAUGUUGAAUUUUUAAAGGUUUAAUAGGAAUGUUCUGUCAAAUUAAGGAAAUAGUAUUAUUAUAAGAAAAUAUGCGUGAGAUAUUUUUUUAUCAGUUUAAAGAUUAAGAAGUUUUAUCCAAUUUUUCGGAAAGCUUGCCGGCAGCAUUUUUUUCUGGGGAGGUAAGAUGUAGAAAUGCAACAAAAUAUUACCACAACUAAUUAAAAAUAAUCUCAAUAAAAUAUGAAAAUACUCGUCGAACUUGCUACAUUCAUUCAUUUUUUAUUAUUUGUUUGCGUUGUGGACCGCAAGAAUCGGUUGAAAUAUUAUUUUUGACGGUAGAAAGUAGUUUUGUGUAGAUGGAAAUUAGUUUUGAUGACGCCGUCACCUUCAGUUAUUCUGAAUGUCUGGAUUUUAAUGCGUAUAAUUAUUUGUUUAUGUGUUUACAUAUACAGAGUGUACCGGUAUUAGUAUAAAACAUAUUGGCGUACGGUAUUUUAUGGUUAGGAAUAUUUUGAGUAAUAUCACAGACAAUAUAGCUUAUCGCCACAGACUGUGUGUUAAAUGAUGGAAAUUGGUAGCCUAAAAUGGAUGCAGGCUCUUGUUAGCAGGCGUUCCGCUAUAAAAUUUAGCGUGGUAACUCUUCUACUUGGUAAUAGGCGGCAGUUCUAGCGGUGGCUUUGUUGCCAACU